AUGGCCUGGCGACCUGCAGUCCGGGUUGUACCAGAUGCCAAGCCCAGGUCUGCACCGCCCCCGGCCGGCAGAGCCGAGAUCGUCUCAGUCGCGAGAGCCAAGACCGGCUUUGCCCACCAGCACCGCGCUCGAAACACACAAGCCAGCCGCCAUGACGUGUGUGGCCGGAUCGCAAAUUCACAUCUCCAACUUCCUGAUUCCAGAUUUCGGUUUCCGGCUGUCGGCUGUCGGCCUCCUCUCUUACACCAACUCCGUGCCCCACGAGGCUAUGAAGAGGGUGGAGAGAAGCAGGUUCGCUUAUCUUCCUCCCACUCUGGCCAGUCCACCUCGAAAUUCCCACUUCAUGCACACUUCAACUUGACACUCUUCAACACACGCACACCAAAUUCUGCUAAUUGGCGCUACACGAAAGGGACGCAAAUGCACACAGUCCAGCUGGCAGCCAGGGAGCUGUCCGGCAAACGGGCCCACCGUUUCCCCUUUCCCUCGAGCACCGAAUUGGUUGUCAUGGUCGUCUAUCGCAGAAACGUGAUUGCCCCACACCGACACACACAAACAGGCACAGGAGGAGGAGGCCAGCUGGAAACUGUCACAAACUAUACCGAUCGGAGAGUUUCGAGCCCAAGAAGAUAA
Messenger RNA from Protopolystoma xenopodis, 633 nucleotides. The record is from the annotation of a GenBank genome assembly. Lineage: Eukaryota; Metazoa; Platyhelminthes; Monogenea; Polystomatidea; Polystomatidae.